This is a messenger RNA of Melanotaenia boesemani (Boeseman's rainbowfish), 1392 nucleotides long. RefSeq names its product chromatin accessibility complex subunit 1 (gene chrac1). The transcript has 3 exons. Bases 62 to 421 code for a protein of 119 amino acids. Gene Ontology annotation, molecular function: protein heterodimerization activity. NCBI's taxonomy places the organism in Eukaryota, Metazoa, Chordata, Actinopteri, Atheriniformes, Melanotaeniidae. The record is from RefSeq and is a predicted model, not a curated record. Gene Ontology annotation, cellular component: nucleus; CHRAC.
AACAUGCGUCACCAUUCAAAACAUCCCCUGGGUGACUGUCUGGCGCUGCGCUCUCUAAAACAUGUCUCAAAAUAAUCCUGACAAAGACGACCAAACGUCGGGAGCCAAAAAGAUGAUCUCUCUGCCGAUAUCCAGAGUGAGGCUGAUCAUGAAGAGCUCCCCUGAUGUGUCGAGCAUUAACCAGGACGCCCUUUUCCUCACCACCAAGGCUACAGAGCUGUUUGUCCAGCACUUGGCUCUGUCCUCGUUCAACAACGGCUCCGGGAAGGAAACCAACACUCUGUCAUACAGCGACCUGGCUAAAGCCGCGGAGGAGACCGAGACUUUCCACUUUCUCACAGAUAUUUUGCCAAAGAAGAUCUUGGCUCAAGAUUACCUCAAGUCUUUGGAGCAAAUGCAAGAAGAGGAAGCAGAUUUUUAAGAAGAAAACGACUUUCCUGUCUGGACAGAUGUGAUCACAUGUACAUGUCCUGCCUUUCACUGAGAGCUGCGUGACUUUCAGAAAAGACACUUUGAUCUCCCUCUGUGCUUCAGUAAGUUCAUGUAGAGGUGUAGGUCAAAAUCAGAGGACACUGAACUGAGAGUAAAUCCAGAGAAUCAAGUGAAGACUCAGAGAUCAAAUGCAAAGAAAAUGGGACACAGGGUCUUAAGAAUAUAGGUAACAAGAUUGUUUCGGAGCAAAUAAAAUGUGUGACAUUGGUUUAAAAAGAGCAGAAUAAGACUAACUGCAACUCAGUCAGACCUUAGAUUUUCUGUAGAAUGGAUUUUCUGUUUAAAGUGAUUACUUUUUUUUUUUUUUUGGGUUAAAGUUCUCCCAUAGCUGAUAAGGCAGUUGGUAUGAGUUUGCAUUUUAGCCACUACAGCUGAUUGUCUGAGGGUUUUCUGGUGGCAGAAUCUAAAUUUAAUGCAUGUUUUGCCUGGACCAGGAGUGAAAUGUUUUUCUCUUAACAGCCUGCAGGUGAAUUCCACAUAAAAGACCAGUACCUGGAAAUCCAUUCCACACAGCUGGAGCACAGAUGUCUCAGCACCUGAGUUACUACUGCCUUUAAAACAUGAUUGACGUGGAUGCAUUGUUUUAGAGAUACUGACAUUCAUUUCAAAAUCUAAAAUGCAGACGUUACUUAUUAUUUGCUAAACAUAUUUAAGAAAUGUAUUUUUUUUAGCUCAUAAAUACUUGAAAGUUGUUUGAACUAAUCUAAAGUUCAAAUACCUCUGUUUCUCCAGUGUAACUAGAAAGCCACUGAAAAUGCUCUUCCCAAAUUAAAAUUCACAUUCAGUCCACUAGAUGUGAGUUUUUAAAAUGUAUACAAGUUAAAAAAAGCAUCCUUUUGUUGUAUUUGCAAAUCUGUGAUUUAGAUUUGAUAUGAAAAUAAAGAUUGGUGCUGUACUGAA